UAUGAAAUAUGUGAACUAUGGUUUCACUUUGUAUUGCUUUAUUUAUUCGUUGGUUAGAUUCCAUGUUGGAUUUGUUUGUGUCUUUUUGUUUGUUUUUGCUUUGGACAGAACACACACAUCUCCAACUCACAGGAGAAAUUCUAAAUACAUUGUGUUGUUGGAUUCAUCAUUCUUUUUCAAGCGAACGUAAGACGUUCCAUGACUCUCCAAUUUGAUUAAUUAAUUAAAAAUAUAACCAACUAUCUGAGCUUUGAACUGUUGGGUUGGUCAGAACAAGCAAUUUGAAUACAUAUUCACUAUUAUUUGACGUUUUAAAAUCUUUAACAGAGUAAACAUGUUGUAGUUGUCACCCUAUUUUGAAUGUUGCCAGAAAAUUAAAAACUGGCUAAAUGUGACGAUGCCACCCUGACAUCUGCACAAAUAGUCAACAGCAAUACAUUUUAUCAUGAUCACGCGUGGCGUUAAAUUAGAACUGAAAGAACGUCCUCUGGUAAGAGCGGUCUGAGGCCUCGCACCCACUAACCUCUUACCUACUUUUGAAAUGCUUCGAGUCUUUGACACUCAAGUGAACAUCUUGUUCCAGACCAUCUGCAUGGUCUCACCUCCUAGUACAAACGUCACGGCAGACGAAGAAGAGACGUCCCCCUCACCCCACCAGACCCUGGGCCGGCCAACUGUAGUGCUAUUAUAGUUCAAGCAAAGGCGGAUUGUUGCUCUCUUACAAAGGAUUGCACAGUCCAAGACCGAGGACGGUAAUGCAGUGUCGUCCUACUGUAAAGGGAUAUCACAGCGCAAGAUGCGCCUUUCCGAGUAGCGCCGUUCAAAGUUGGCUCGAUGACUUCUGAGGAGACGGCUUUUCGCGAGUGAAAACGCGUGGGUUUUAGCGUUUGUUCCCCCCUCUUUUGUUUUGUCCUCAGAAGAGAAGAUGGCCGUGGUUGUGCUCGGUGCUCUCCUGUGCAUCUCUUGUUGGGUUUCGCUCUACUUCAUCCUGUGCAGCCUGAACGGGUCCAGGAGCUACGAGUGGAACUGUCGCCUCGUCACGCUGGCACACGGCAUCCUGGCCGUCUGCAUCACAGGAUACAUUGGCUACGUGGACGGGCCCUGGCCUUUCACCUAUCCAGGUACUAAGAACACUCCCCUGCAGAUCAGCGCCAUGGUGGUGAGCCUGGGAUACUUCAUUUUUGAUAUGGCCUGGUGUGUGUACUUCCGCACAGAGGGACCCGUUAUGCUGGCCCACCACACCAUGAGCAUCCUUGGAAUCCUGCUCACCCUGUGGUUGGGCGAGUCUGGCAUCGAGUCCUGCGCGGUGCUCUUUGGCAGCGAAAUCACCAACCCCCUCCUGCAGGCCCGCUGGUUCCUCAAACAGACGGGACGCUACGGGACGCGGCUGGGGGACGUCGUGGACGUCCUGUUUGUGCUGCUGUUUGUGUUGAUGCGAGUCUUCGUGGGAGGCACAAUGCUGUACUGUGAGCUGAUCUCCCCGAGACCCCGAUUCUUCAUCAAGUGCGGGGGGGUGGCCAUGUACGCGCUGUCCUGGGUGUUUAUGGUGGACAUUGUUCGAUUUGCCCGUCGGAAGAGCAAGAGCUGGCACAGACCCAAGACGGACCAACUAGAGACGGUGGCUGCUAAUGGUCACGAAGGGAAGAAAGAGUGAUGGCUUUGUGCUUCUCCCAAGGAGAUCUGUUUGUGUUUUUCCCCUCUGGACGCGCAAGGGAAAGCGCAAAGAAAUUCAACUUUUUGUGUGUUGAAUUGAUAUUGAAUAAAGGCAUAUUUCAAAGUCUUAGUUUUCCAUGUCGAGAAAAACUUGUGUGACACCUGUCUGUAAAGGGCUCGCACCCGUUUUUUUGAAACGACACAUUUUUACGCAGCUAUCGCAGCUGAAAACACGUUCGUGUGAAAAUCGUGUGAAAUGCGCAGUUGAAAAACAACAGCGAUGUAGUUUGUGUCACUGAAAACCCAGGAACUUUCCACUAACACGUGAACACAUGUCACUUUCAUGGCCUGGUCGCACGCCGCGGUGGCGCUCUGAAGGAAGGCUCAAUGCUGGAGAAGAGGCAGUUUACAACAUUUUCAGUCAUGUCCAAAUGUUAGGAUUGUGGUAGAGUUGUUCUCAGGGAGAUGAAGUCACAUCAGACGGUUGGGAUGGACUCCUGAGAAAGUGUGUGAUGUGUCCAAUUACUGUGUUUAAUCUACGUCAUAGCAACUUCUGUACAUUUUGGCUUGCGGUCUUAAAUCUGUUUGUUCCAGAGCCUGCGCUAAAGGAUUUGCUUAAUUCGACUUCCCUUGUGUAAAGGGAUACGCGGAGAGGAACAGUUUGAAUUGCGUAACUUUUACGAUUAUGCGAUUACCAGUUUUAAAAAGUAUAGUGUUGUGGGUGUUACUGCACCAAUAGCUCCCAAAUAAUAUGAGUCGUGUUUCAGGUCUCAGAGACGAGAUGAUUGAAGUCAAUUGUGAGCUGUCUGUACAGCGUCCUCAUCAGCUCACUACUGAAGUUACAUUUAUUUUGUCCAGCAGCAUAAAAUGUUUUUUUUUUGGAGAUGUCUGUUCUCUUUCCUCUAAUUCUUUUAGACAAACACACGUGACUGUCAAGAACAACCAAGUGGCCUCAGACUCGGGACAAAGAAAAAAUCUGUGAAAUCAAGCUUUCUUCUUUUGUUUUUAGCACCUAAAAUGUCAGACUGUUAUCAGUUUACCUUCAGUAAAAAAAAAUAUGGAAGAAAAAAUCCCAUUCGGUGUUUUUGCAAAAUAAUUUUAAACUCAUUCCAAAACAUAUUGUACAAAAUACCUGUAUUUGAUUUAUGGAUCUAAGUGUGAAGAGUUUUGUCAGAGUUGUUAUAUUUAUUGUGGGAAUUAGCCUGCAUUUCCCAUAAAUCAAUAUUUAUUAUCAGAAAUAUAUUCAUCUAUUUGGUAUUCACAUACGUAUCUUGUCCAGGCAGAAAACACAAGGGAAUUUUUGGACGACUAUGUGCUCAGACUUUAAUCGAUUGUUAUCAUAGAAUUAUUUGACAUCUGCAGUGGCGUAUUUAAUGCCUUUAUUUUCCGAUAUAUUUGAUGGAGAUUUGAUUUGCAGCGCUCAUACAAGGUCUCUUUUCUUAGCAUUAACGUUUUAUCGUUUUAGCAAAAAAACGAAAUGGUGUGUGCCUUAGUUAUCUGAAUGUACUUCCAUUAUGUUCUGAUGUUUUUUUUUGUAUUGUGCUGUUCUGUACACCCUCCACCAUAAGCAUAGGAGUAAUAGAGAGAUAUUUGGAGUUUGUGGAUUUCAUAAUUUGUCUUUGUAAUCUCUGAGUGAAGUCAAAUCAAGAUGUGAUCGAUUGUUAAUACAUGUUUAACUACAUAAAUCAAAUAAGAACUGAAGAAUAA
This is a messenger RNA of Gasterosteus aculeatus aculeatus (three-spined stickleback), 3360 nucleotides long. RefSeq names its product TLC domain containing 5a (gene tlcd5a). NCBI's taxonomy places the organism in Eukaryota, Metazoa, Chordata, Actinopteri, Perciformes, Gasterosteidae. The record is from RefSeq and is a predicted model, not a curated record. Gene Ontology annotation, cellular component: membrane.